AUGGUGGAGAUCGGUGCUAUCUCGCUCCUUAUGGCCUUGCUUCGAGAUGGAACAGAAGGCCAAAAAGAGCACGUUCUUCUGACACUAGGAAGUCUAGCUGAAUACCACAGCCAGAAAAUUGUCGACGAAGGAGGAGUUGACCCCUUUUUGAGUCUUCUCCGGACCGGAAACAAGGAGCAAAAGAUGGUGGCAGCUCAAAUAUUGGGCUGGAUUGCUCACAGCAAUGAAGAGCAACGACGAGAGAUCAUAAGCGACGAGGUGAUCGAAUUGCUUGUCGAACUGCUUCGCAGUGGAUCACACGAGGAGAAAGACAAGGGAGUGUUUGCGCUGUGUUAUCUUACCGAUCGCGGUCGCACUAACACGAGAGCAUUAGCGACUAGGACCAUAAUUUCGCUGUUGGUGCCAUUUCUCCGAGAGGGGAGGGAUGAGCAGAAACAUUUUGUAGUUAAUGCGUUUGGACGUCUCGCGCGUAUUGACACCUGCAAGAAAAUGAUCGUGGAGUGUGGAGCUAUCGCACCACUUGUCGAUCUGCUUAAAUCGGACAAUACUGCGAAUAAGGAGCGGGCAGCGAUUGUGUUGGGGCGGUUGGCUGCAAAUGAUGCAGCUAACAGGGACGUCAUGAAGCGCCAUGGGGCUGUUAAUUUACUGAAGAAGUUUUUACGAACGGGAAACCGACAGCAGAAACGCAAGGUGGAGACUGCGCUACAGAGCAUUGGGGAAGAAUCAGGGAGGAAACAAUGUCGUCGUUGA
Messenger RNA from Phytophthora nicotianae INRA-310, 750 nucleotides. RefSeq lists its product as hypothetical. Lineage: Eukaryota; Oomycota; Peronosporomycetes; Peronosporales; Peronosporaceae. The transcript has a single exon. Bases 1 to 750 code for a protein of 249 amino acids. Gene Ontology annotation, molecular function: protein binding. The record is from RefSeq and is a predicted model, not a curated record.